Messenger RNA from Lotus japonicus, 2251 nucleotides. RefSeq names its product probable chromatin-remodeling complex ATPase chain. Gene Ontology annotation, biological process: nucleosome organization; regulation of transcription by RNA polymerase II. The record is from RefSeq and is a predicted model, not a curated record. The coding region runs from base 575 to 919 and encodes 114 amino acids. Gene Ontology annotation, cellular component: chromatin; nucleus. The transcript is spliced from 5 exons. NCBI's taxonomy places the organism in Eukaryota, Viridiplantae, Streptophyta, Magnoliopsida, Fabales, Fabaceae. Gene Ontology annotation, molecular function: DNA binding; chromatin binding; ATP hydrolysis activity.
ACAAGCAACUUAAAAUUCUAUGACUGACAAGUCUAUUAUAAUAUAGUAAUGCUGAAGCGCGCAAUGUGGCGUUGCCACGUCAACGUUUAUUCCUCUAACAAAAGAGCCCACAUCAGCGAUUUGAAUGACGUGUCAUAAUGUAAUUUCUGAAGGAUGGAACAGAGCUAGAGAACCACACACACAGAAUAGAAGAUCGACAGACACAAAAUAGAACUACAGAUCAACCCCGUAAAAACCUUAUUUUCAUCUUCCCCAAUCCUCUUGGUCGAGAACCUCACGGUUCGUCAGCCUGCAACUACGACGAUGGCGACACAACCACUUCUUCCUCCCGUGAUACAGGCUUCAUGAACCAACCAUGGCUGCCCCCUUUUCCUGACAACGGACGAGGAAGCGACGCAGACUCUUCUCCCUUCUCCCGCGACUAUGUCAACGGUGACAAGUUAAUUCCAACACAAUCCUUCUUCUUUCGCUUCCCCUCCCGCUGUGCAGUUUCAUCUCCGCUGAGCCCAGCACCCUGUCCCCUUCAAUUUUCGAUGGCCAAUUGCUCCAGGAGCAAUAUCAGAGUCCAACUUCGAUGGAUAUCAUGGAAACGACAAAGGCAGAACAAUGCAUUCCCCCUUUGCUUUUAGCUGCGCAGAUGCCAAGUUGUAAUCAAUCAUAUCUCUUCCAAGGUAAAAUGGUUCUACUGGAUAAAUUACUUUCCAAACUAAAAGAACGGGAUUCCAGGGCACUUAAAUUUACACAGAUGACUAGGCUGUUAGAUUUAAUUGAAGAUUAUUUAAUGUUUCAAGGAUACCAAUAUUCCUGCAUUGAUGACAAUACUGAUGGAGAACAUCGUAAAGCUUCCAUGGCUGUUUUUGUUGCCAUUAAUCUUGCUACUGCUGACAUUGUCAUUCACGUGCCAUGCACGGGUAAUUAGGUGGUUUGGGCAUGUAUGGAAUUGAGCAUCAUGUAUUCGAUAGAGUUGUUGGCCAAAUUGGAAGUAAGGGACCAAAUGCCCUGCAGACCUACACACUUCCGAGACUGGACAAGUCCAGGAUUUUUUGAGAAACCCAUGAGAACACUCCAGAAACAAAAACCAACUUAAGGAUUUAUCUGAGUUGUGACAUAUCAAGGAAUAUAGGAAUUUAGUAGUAAGUUUGUUAUUGCAGUGAUGAUUCAAAAGUUUCCUUUUUGCUGAUUUCUCUGCCUCCCUAUGACAAAUCCCACCUUCUACAUUUCCUCUGAAAAUCAUCUCUUAAUCUAACAAUGAAAAAAACUUGUAGAAGCACCAUUAAGAAGAGCUGACCAGAUGAAGGAGAUAUAUGAUAGACAAAUAGUUGAGGGGGAUAAAAAAGAAAUUAUAAGUCAAACAACUAAGAUAUUUAGAGGUACAUGAUAGGGAAUUAUUGCACCCCAUGAACCAUGUAGCCAACCUCACGUGGCUACAUUAGAAGUGUCAAAAUAUAUAUGUCGACCUGCACUAUGGCCAGGUCGGUUCUAUAUAAGAAUUAGAAUCCUUUCAAAUGGCUGUCAAUAACUUAUUUUUCCUGCUGUAUUUGUUUCAAUUCUAGCUUAUUGUAUAUCUCUUCUUCAUAUGACUAGGCUGUUAUAUAUACUUGAAGAUUAUUUAAUGUUUUAUGGAUACCAACAUUCCCGCAUAGAAGACAAUAUUGAUGGAGAACAUCGUCAUGCUUCCAUUGCUGUUUUUGUUGCCAUUAAUCUUGCUACUGCUGACAUUGACAUUCUUUAUCACAGUGACUGGUUGACCUAUAAGCUCAAGAUCAGGCUCAUAGGAUUCGCCAGAAGAAAGAAGUUGAAGUUUACAUAUUCUGCUCAGAGGUGUGUGAUUUUAUACUUAUUUUGCUCAUUAUUAGGUAUGUUUCUAAUAUUAUAAUUCUAUCUAGAAGUAUGGAUACAAGCACUGUACAUAAAUAAUAUAAUUCAAAGAUUUAAGUAUUGAAGGAAUUCAAAAAGCGUUGUGUUUGACAACUAUUUUAAAGUGAUGGUGCCUCCUAUUUCCUGCUUUCAUUUUGUGUCAAUAUCUCAUAUCAUGGUAAUUGCACAGUAUACGAUUGAGGAAAAAGUCAUUGAAAGGGCUUAAAAAAAGCAAAGUAACUUUGAAUUAAUCCUUCUGAAACCUUCCUUAUGAUUUAAGAGUAAACUAAUGCACAUGUCACACUCUUACUCAUACAUUAAUUUUGGUGUGGAGAUACACAUACAUCUAACCUCCAACUUUUUCUUUUACUCUUUAUGUUUAUUAAAAGUUCUU